UAUUAAUAAAGAUUGUCUUUGAACUCUUGAGACGUAACUAUGACUCGUGUAUAAAUAUCCGAUUCACAAGACUUAGUCAAUGUCUUGUUAUAAUUUCGAGUGUGAGAUUACGAGUUGCGAAUGAUUUACGACUGAAAAUAAGAGAACAAUAUACGAGUUGGCAGCCCUAGUCUCGUCUCACAAACAGUGAAAGCCAAAUCUUUAAUAAUUUUGUCUCCUGCAUAUAAUACUGCACACCAGUAAUAUUUAUACUAACGAUUGCGAAAAAUUUAAACCAACGCAUGAUCGAUCGAUGUUAUAAAUUUUUAUAGGAGCAUGAAGGUGUAAUGGUUGGAGAGAUUUCAUCUCACCACGAUUACGGUGGCAGCAAAUCAUCCAGUGAAACGCCACCAAGUUACAAUCAAUUAAAUUAUAAUGAAAAAAUAGAAAGAUUUUUUAAGAGCAAACCAAUUGUUAAAACUGCUUACGGCAGUGAUGAGGAAACCUUUCAUUUCAAUGCUCAAAGUUCAGAUACAAAUGCGCGGAAAAAUGAUAGUGGCGGCAGCGGAACUGGAGAAAAUUUAAGCCACGAAUCUAUUAAUCUGACCAGCGGAAAAGACGACAUACUUAAUAAUAAUAGUAGUUUAAUUCCAACUGACAAUUUCCGGCCAAUGGCUCUUACUAAAAUGUUGCUUGAAAGACACGAUCAUGAUAUGGAAAAACUUAUGGUUCAAAAACACAAAGAACGUCAGUCAAACAUUAAAACUGGAAAUAUUAGUAAUAAUUGUAAAAACAACAAUAAUGACUGUUAUAGUAAUGAUUUAAAUGUUAAUAAUAAUAAUAAUAACAACAACAACAACAACAACAACAACAACAACAACAACAACAGUAAUAAUAAUAGCGAUGAUAAUAAUAAUGAUAAUAAUAACAAUAAUGAAAUGACUGAAGAGCCUAGCUCAGGAUCCGAAAACGAAAAAAUUCAAGACAAAAGUCGAUAUGGAAAACGUAAUAGUAGCUUAAUUAUCGAGGCUGAAUAUAUUAAGACAUUCAAAUACAGCAAGAAAGCUAAAAUUUGUCCAAAGAAUGGAAAGAGUCUUAGCAUAAAUAAAACAAGAUUUGAAAAGUCACCAAUCGACGAAUCUAUGGACCAAGAUGACAGUAUGUUUAAAUCAAUAGACCCUGAAAAUUCACAACCGUUACCACUCCUAGAAGCCCUUCUCACUAAGCACAAUAAAAAUAUAGAGAAACUGAUGAUACAAGAACACAAAGAUCAAUUGUCAAACUUUAAAGCUGAUAAGAGUAAUAUCAAUCUUAGAAGAAAGCGCGAAAUAUCUGAAGAAUCGGAGCUCAACAGUUCGCUUAACAAAGCGCGUCAUUGGAAUUGUUCUGUUGGACAUUCUUGUAAAAACGAUCUUUUUAAGAUGCCAAAAUACAAUAAGAAAAAUAAAAAUAGCGUUAAAAGUAAUAAUACUGGGCCAUAUAUGAAAACAAAAAUAGAUAAAUUAAUAAUAAAUGAUCCUCGUUCAAAUCUUGGUAUGUGGCCUUUAAUUCAUCACAAUCCAUUGCGGUGUUCUGGUCUAACUCAAAUCUUGCCGAUUUACUACUUGCCUAUUUCACAAUCAGAAUCCGAUUCUCAAAAUACGGAAUCACAAUCAACUCAGCAGCUUCAACAGCAACAGCAACUGCAUCAGCAUCAGCAAGAACAAUACCAGCAAAGUUCAUUUGUAUCGUACACGCCAUCAUUUUCAGGGAUUUAUCAUUCAACAAUUAUUGGAGGCCCAGCAUUUAUUCCGAUGAUUUAUCCCUCGUUAAUGACUCAGCUACCAAAUAAAUCAAACCAUCAGCUAAGAGCCACAUUUUCAUCAGAAAAUUUGUCAAUGGAACAAAACCGUCCUGCAAGUCAAGCUACCAGUGUCAAAGCUGAGCCCGGUAGUAUCAUGGCAAUGUCUGAGUCGUCGAAAAAAUUAUUUUCACCUAGUGCCCAUUACUCGCCGUGUAUCAGCAUAGAAACCAGAAGUGGAGAAAACGAUUCAAGCAUUGAAGAUUCUAGCGACUCCAGUUUUUAUGGAAGUUUUUUGAACACAAGCACUAACAGCAGUUCUAAUCGAGAGCAACCUACUGCCCACGCUGCCCGAUUCCUCGAGUAUAUUACACCCCUUGGGAAGGAAAAUAAGAAAAGCCUCAGAUCACAUGUAAUUGUUGGCCGAGGCGAAGCCGAGAUCAACAAACAUAUAAAUGCAUUGAAAUAUGCUGAAGGCGAGACAAUAAACAGACGUUUCGCAAUGGUAAAUAACCUAAAGAAUAAUAUUGAACAGUACAAUACGGAAGCAGCAACACCAUUACUACCACAAAAAAGUUUACCUUGGUACCACGGUGUAAAGAUGACACCCGAAAUAUCAUACAACUAUCAAAUGACUCCAAAAGUAUUGAGCGAAGUCCUAAAAACCGAUCUCCAGGUCCUCAAGACAUUAAAACAACCUCUUCUCGUCAACGAACAGCUUGAUCAGCUUUACCGUGAUCUCGAGCUAGGGGGCUUUGGCACUAAACUUCUUUUAGAUGACAGUAAUUCGUCGAAUGAUAGUGAACGUACCAACCAGAGCAGCAAAUUUAAUGUUUCAUCUCAGCACAAACGCAUAAGAAGAGAAAUGAAGUACAACAAGUACGCAAUGAUUUAUGAAGAAGAUGCUCCUUUUCCAUCAUCUUAA
Cotesia congregata is the source of this 2684-nucleotide messenger RNA. Lineage: Eukaryota; Metazoa; Arthropoda; Insecta; Hymenoptera; Braconidae. The record is from the annotation of a GenBank genome assembly.